This is a messenger RNA of Amaranthus tricolor (Joseph's coat), 2431 nucleotides long. RefSeq lists its product as uncharacterized. NCBI's taxonomy places the organism in Eukaryota, Viridiplantae, Streptophyta, Magnoliopsida, Caryophyllales, Amaranthaceae. The record is from RefSeq and is a predicted model, not a curated record. The transcript has 12 exons. The coding region runs from base 111 to 965 and encodes 284 amino acids. Gene Ontology annotation, molecular function: protein binding. Gene Ontology annotation, biological process: cytoplasmic translation.
AAAAAUAAAAAAAUAAAAAAAAUAAAAAACGAUUGCUCUAACAUAAAUAAAUUCCGAUUCUCGUUAUUUUAUUUAAUUUAGACUACGUUUUGAUCUUUAUUCUCAGAUGCAUGCGCAAUUUCCUCGUUCCUGUAGUUCCGGUGAAUAGAGAGUGCGUGAUAAAGCUAUUCAGUCACCAACCAAUAACCAUGACUGACUAUUUGCAGGAGCAGGAAAUGGAAAUUGAAGCUCUGGAAGCUAUUCUUAUGGAUGAUUUUAGAGAAAUUUUCUCCGGGGAGAGCGGGCUUAACACUUCUAAUAAAUGCUAUCAUAUCACAAUAUAUCCACAGGAUGAUGAUGGAGACGAACCAUCCUCUUUGCCAGUUCGGUUAGCAUUGAUCUUCUCUCACACCAAAAAAUAUCCAGAUGAACCUCCACUGCUUAAUGUGAAAAGUAUUCGGGGAAUUCCAAUUGAAGAUCUCAGAACUUUGAAGCAAAAGCUGGAAGAAGAGGCUGCUGAGAACCUUGGGAUGGCCAUGGUGUACACACUAGUUACAUCAGCUAAAGAUUGGUUGAGUGAGAGAUUUGGUCAAGAUGGGGCCAUUGAGAGUGCUGCAGAAGAUGAAAUGGCAAAAGAUGAAGUUAUAGUACCACAUGGAGAACCUGUUACUGUUGAAACCUUUUUGGCAUGGAGAGAGAGAUUUGAAGCAGAGAUGGCACUAGAGCGAGCUAAGUUAAUGCCUGAUUCUGCACUUACAACAACCAAGGAAAAGAAGCUCACUGGAAGGCAGUGGUUUGAAAGUGGACGAGCAGUUGCAGCAGCGAGAGGCACUUUGACUAGCAAAGAAGACUCUGAAGAGGAAGAUGAGGAAGAUAUUGACUUUGAUGAUGAUGAUUUUGAAGAUGAUGAAGAAGACAUGCUUGAGCACUAUUUGGCCGAGAAAUCCGAAGAUUCAUCUUUACACUCCUCGAGAAUGGUCGCCUAACAGUUUUAGAUUGCACCAGUGCUUAAAGGCAAGUUCACAAUUGUCGUCCAAUUUGCUUUGUAAAAGGAAAAUUCCACUGUUACUCGAAAUCAAGAUAGGAACUCUGUACUUACUGCCGAAAGGGCACAAUCUCAAUUAUCAGUAAUGGAAGUUCCUUGAAUGCUUUUGAGUACAUAAAGGUUUGAUGCAUGUAGUAUUGUUGUAAGGGUCAGUUUCUCUUUCUGCUAUAGAUUUCUCCUUUUGAUUCAUUUUCUUGUUACCAUAAGUAACACUAGAUCUAACUACUCAAUAUUCGAGGAGGAUAGUACCGCGAAACUCAAGUUAGAGUGAUUGUGAAGCAUGGAUGAGUAUUGAAAGCCGGCAUAUACCGCCUACCGGAGUAAUGUAGAUUUUCGCAUAAUAUGUUGAUUGUUGCAACCAAAAUACGAGAUUGAAUUGAUAUUGAAGUUUUGUAGAUUUUCGCAUAAUUUGUUGAUCGUUGCAACCAAAAUACGAGAUUGAAUCGAUAUUGAAGUUUUGUAAAAUUAAAAAUCGGUCUUAUAGAGUGGAAAAUGGUAUGUAUUUAUCUAGUGUCUUAUUCAAUUGAGUGAGAUAAUCAUGAUCAAAAUGAAAAGAGAUGUGUGUAAGCGGAAUAUUUGGCAUACAUACAUCCUCAAUCAAGUGAGCGAUCGACAUGAAGAAGCAAGUAAGAAGGUCUCGAACGGAAUUACUUGAAUGAAUAAAGUGCAUGCUUGAACAAGUAGCAAUUAGCAUAUAACAUAGAGACAAAGUAAUGGGCGGAAACUGCUCAAAUGAGCAACUAUCCGAACACUUUUAUGUUAUGUUCUAGAAAGUUUGCAUUGGAUCGAGCAACUUGUGUAGCUUCGAUUGGAAGCUUAAUUGGGCAAUCAUGUUUGAGAUGCGCUUAGUCGAGCCGUGCAGUAGGCAUGCUCUGACGAACAUUAUUUGUGCUUGAACGAGCAUCCUUUAUCAUAACAUUGAGAAUUGCGCACAACAUGCAUUGUAAAUUUGAGGUUGAUUUGCGGUCUUUAAGAAGGAUUCUUGAUGCUCGAUGAAGCGUAGAACAUGUAAAAGAUUAAUGUAAAUAUUAAGAAUUAGAUAGAGCUAGACUAAGUCAAAGAGGGUUGAGUAUAUUUGUAUUCUAUAUAUGAUCAUAUACCAUUGAAGAUGCGAGUUGAAUAAAAUAAGCUUUUUUAUAAAAAAAAUUCCAAAACAAAUUUUGAAAAAUUUUAAUUUUUCAAAUAAGCGUCUUUGUGUCCGAAUCUAAGAUUCAAUUUGUCGUUAUUACUAACAACGAGCAAGAGAAAAAAAUUAUUAAUAACAGUGAACAAAAAUGUUUUUAUUUUUCUUUGUCUCUUCCAACGCUAUGACAUUGUCUCCUGUUUGUUUAUUGUUAGUAACAACGGAUAAAGAAUUUUGACUUUUUUUACCAUUUUCGUUCGUUAUUAGUAAUAGCGAACAUACUU